Molecule: messenger RNA, 1488 nt
Organism: Durusdinium trenchii
Lineage: Eukaryota; Dinophyceae; Suessiales; Symbiodiniaceae
Source: the annotation of a GenBank genome assembly
CAGAUUGCGGUCCUGCACUGGAAGGGGGUCGAACGGGGUGAGCUGGAUGUCAAUCUCAAGCUUUGGUCAAGGUUGUGCUUCCGGUCAGUGAGUCAGUGAUGUGUAAAUUCCACGGAUCGAGACCACAUCCUGACAGCACAAAAACCAGGUGGUGAGCUUAUGUAAAGAUUGGAUUGGCAAAAGCCGUUUGUUGCGACUCCAUGAAAUCCCUAUUAGACUUUCACCCGCUUCCAAGAUAGUGGAUGUUGCAUCUUGAAAUCGACAUUUCCUGUUGCACUUGUUUGAUUUUUGCAGUUUGCUCAGCCUAGAGUACCUGGCCAAAAUAGAGGAACCUUGAAUGAAGGACAGUGGAACAACACCAAAAAAAAUAUAUGACAUAUAGAACAACAUUGACCACGACCGAUGCUCUCUAAGAAAAAAAGAAUUACACCAGCAUCGACAAAGCGAGAUUGUAGCAAGGCUCGUGCUUUUGGCAUCCCCAUGGAGGCGGUGGCCUUCCGUGAGACGGGCACCGAUACGGUGCCCAACGCCUCCCCGACCGCUGCCUCGGCCUCCUCGGACAUCUACGGCAUGGCCACCCUGAAUGCUUGCGAGAAGAUUAAGAGUCGCUUGCAGCCAUAUUUGGCGAAGUUUCCGGACUUCAAGAGCGCAGUGAACGCCGCCUACAUGGACCGGGUGGACCUCUCGGCCCACGGUUUCUAUGCCACGCCUGGCAUCGGCUAUGACUGGUCCUUGCCAGAAGACCAACGAGGGAAGCCAUUCAACUACUUUACUUUUGGAGCUGCAUGUUCAGAAGUGGAGAUCGAUGUCUUGACUGGCGACAUGCGAAUUUUGAGAUCUGACAUCCUAAUGGAUGUGGGCAACAGCCUCAACCCAGCCAUUGACAUAGGGCAGAUCGAAGGUGCUUUCACCCAGGGCUUCGGCUGGGCCACGAUCGAGGAGACAGUUUGGGGCUGCUCUGAGUUCAGCUGGUUAAAGCCUGGCGUGUGCUUCACCCGUGGCCCGGGAACCUACAAGAUCCCCUCCUUCAAUGACACGCCCGUAGACCUCCGGGUCACCUUGGUCAAGGACUCUGCGAAUCCCAAUGCCAUCCAUUCAUCACGGGCGGUUGGUGAACCACCCUUCUUCUUAGGUUCCUCCGCCUUCUUUGCUGCAAGAGCGGCCAUCGCCUCUGCUCGGGAGGACACUGGUGCUGCGCCCCACGACUACUUCGUGGUGGACCUGCCGCUGACGCCGGAGCGAAUCCGCCUCGCCUGCAAUGAUCCCUUGACCUCCCGCUUUGCGUCCAGCCGCCCCAGACCCAGCAUCUUCGUUUGAGGAGAGGCAGUCGAACAAGAGACGACCGGUUCAGGACCCGUUGUGCAGUGAGGCAUUUUUGGCACACUUGACGCGCUGAACACCUGCCGGCGGCGUGCCGCGAACACCGCAGCGCGAAGCAUCUAGAAGCAGCUAGAAGAAGCUGCUCAGAAUGCUGCCAAAUACACUACC